This is a messenger RNA of Rosa chinensis, 666 nucleotides long. RefSeq lists its product as uncharacterized. The coding region runs from base 1 to 666 and encodes 221 amino acids. Gene Ontology annotation, molecular function: nucleic acid binding; RNA-DNA hybrid ribonuclease activity. The transcript has a single exon. The record is from RefSeq and is a predicted model, not a curated record. NCBI's taxonomy places the organism in Eukaryota, Viridiplantae, Streptophyta, Magnoliopsida, Rosales, Rosaceae.
AUGGUUGGCAUGUUGCUUUGGGACUCAGUGCCUUCUAAUGGUUCUAUUGGUGAUUUUCUAAACACAAUCGCAUGUAAGCCUUUUUCUCCUCAACUGAAAAAUCUUUGGAUUGGUGGCUGUCUUUAUGUAUUAAUGGCUAUAUGGAAGACACGCAAUAGGCUACGCUUUGAUGAUAAACCUCCUUCUCUUAUAAGAGUUUUCCGGUCCACUAAAGCUUGGCUUCGUUUCGCUGCUCCCCACAUGCCCAGUCACUCAAGUGGUAUUUUAGAUAACAAUUUAUUGAUUGGGCUGGGUAUUCAACCUACCUCAAGGUCUCACACUGCUUCAAGAUUGGUUCUAUGGCAUCCCCCAAUUUCUCCAUGGGUUCAACUUAAUACUGAUGGCUUGGCUAAGGGUAAUCCUGGGCCUGCAGCUUGUGGUGGUGUGUUUAGAGAUGGUACUGGUCAUUACAUUGGUGGUUUUUGUCAUGGACUAGGUAACCAAACUGGUUUCUUUGCCGAAUUAAUGGGAGUUAUUCUUGGGAUUGACUAUGCUUUUCAGUUUGGUUGGCGCUAUAUUUGGCUUGAGAGUGAUUCUACUAGUGUUCUUGCAUGCAUUACCUCCUCUUCCUUCUCUCCACCAUGGCCUCUUCGUAUUGCAUGGUUAAAUUGCUUAUCACGCAUCUGA